This is a messenger RNA of Babesia ovata, 1491 nucleotides long. Its product is annotated as erythrocyte membrane protein, putative. The transcript has 3 exons. NCBI's taxonomy places the organism in Eukaryota, Apicomplexa, Aconoidasida, Piroplasmida, Babesiidae. Bases 1 to 1491 code for a protein of 496 amino acids. The record is from RefSeq and is a predicted model, not a curated record.
AUGCCGACUCAGCCCUCGCCCUCCGAUAAUUUCAAGGCCUUCGCGGACCACCAGAAAAAGCUUCUGUUCGAUGAAACCGAAGAAUUUUUCAAAAGGCACAAUCUGCGUCUGAAGAAGUACCUUCUGCCAGUGCCGCUGCCUGCGUGGGCCUCGUCGCUUGACGAGGUGCUUGACACGGGUGUCGAGCACGAACCCUACUCAACCAUCUACCGUCAUCAGCAUUUUUUGAAGACGCGAAUUCUGAGGAACUGGUCCUACAUAGAAACUUUGUGGAACGUCUCGGAUAACCCACGUAACAAGAACAUUCCUUUUGACCUCCGGCCCCUCACAAAGGAGAUCAUCAAGCAGCUGGACACCACAAACGCCGACCUCACUGACCCUGAGUUCUCGGGGCUAUUGGUCACUCUGAACACGGAAAGCUUCUUUGAGGGGCCUAAAAACUCCGAUGGAACGCCGGGUGUGCAGGAACGCAACUCGGCUGCCCAAGGCGAGGGAUCCCAGAGCGGAAGCGCCGAUGCUGCGGCAAACACUACAGCGCCGGUGGAAGCACAGGGUACUGCGGAAUCUGCUGGUGCCGGCAAUUCUGCUAGUAACCCGCUAUCCAAGAGCAAAAUCAUCGCAGGGGCUAUUGUCGAGUGCCUAAUGACGAAUGAAAGGUGCAUACGGUGCAUCUGGCUACACCCCCAUCUGUCAAAGCACAGUUCUAGAAUAUUGCUUCAGGCUUUCCUCCCGCGGUUAAUGCUGGAAAUGUUCAACGUCCCGUCGGUUAUGACGGAGAACGGCCCGUCUGCAUACCACAAGUUCGCUUAUGCGAUGCACAACGACUUGGACAUGUUUCCGCGGCAGUGCUGGUUGCUGCUGGCGAGCAUAAAGAAGAUGUCGCUACCACGUCACUACGAGCCUUCCACGUUCGAGGAACACCCCGUAGACUUGGAGUACGGCGAGUGCCACAUGGACGAGGCAGGCCACCUGCUGCUUCCCGAGUUUUCGGGCAUCGUUGAUGACGGCGUGCUUGCGUCAGUUGGAUCGGAGUGCUCUGUUCGCAGCGUUUCUUGCAACUGCUACAACGAGAAAAUGAAGAAGACUGUUGAUGCUCAGGCGUGGUUGGACCGCUUGGUGGGAUGCACGGAGAGUUACAUGUGCCUCAUGCUACCCAAACGUUCUGAACGUGAGGCACUGGGGCUCCAUCCCCGCGAUGGCUGGCGUGACUUGGUUACUGAAGGGCUGGACCGGCCACUGCUAGAGGAGCUCCUGGAACUUCUCCCAGUCGAUUCCCGCGACCGUUUCUCACACCUUUACGACCCGUCCGUCGCGACGGUGAGUGUGCGUUGCAACGCGAACCUCAACAGCGACUUCGAAGAGUGGUGCAAACUGCGACGGGAGGACCUAAUUGAUGUCACCAGCGACACUGAGGCCUACAUGAACGUAGAUGCUGGCGAAGAGGAAUACAACAUGGCCUCUACCAGCAAGCGCGCGCGGUCCCGUAUAUGA